CGGUGACUCACGGUGACUCACGCGCAAAGUCACUCGGCGCUCUUCCCGCUUUUCCCCUCCUUCCUUUUUUCCUGUUUUGGCACACAUAUUCACUCAUACAGCGCUUUCCUCCUCAGACAAUGGCGGGACCACCUCAACUCCCACUCCUCUCAGCCCUCGCAUCCUGUUCCUGGCCGUCCACUCCCGAUGAGCUCGCAAGCCUCCAAUCCAACAUCCACAUCCACCUGGCCACCCUUCUCACCCCAACCAACCCACCUGUCUCCCCACACUAUCUUCAAACCUCACCUUCCACGCUUUUCAGAUCACCCCCUGAAGCAUCACCGUCCCCACCCACCCUCCACCUCUCCUUCCACCCACCGAAUAUCACGACGUCAACAACAUGGACGCGGCUGCGCAUCGUGUCCACUGCAAAGAAUACGGAGGUGUAUCACGCUGACGAAUAUUGUGGGACGGCGGAGGUCGUUGACGCGGUGGAUGUAAACGUGGGUGGGGAGGAGUGGAUGGCGUAUAUUCAUGAAUUGAUAGUGGAUGGGUCGAGGGGGUGUGUGGAGGGGUGUGAUAUAAAGGUAGUAUUGUGCAGGGUGUCUGGCCGCGAGCGAAGUGAGCGAUUGUGUUGUACUGCCGUGAGCGAAGCGAGGGCGAGCGGAGCGAGCCACAUUGCGCCAAAGGGGCAAUACUCCCCUCACCAGACAUUUCUGAGGGAUCGUGGCAAAAGCGGAUCUCUGAUCAUCGUAAUGUUUGGUUCUAGUUCUUACUCCCAAAAGAGCAGAAGACGUGGUUACGACUAUGGAGCAUCGACAUGGCCUGUGAGCACGAUCCCGGAUUGCAUGAACCGUCAUCCAUGACCGCAAUGGCGGGUUUACUCGAUGCUGGAAUGCAGAACACCUCCCUAAACCUCCCCCGCGUCCGCACCCUCCUCCACUCCCUUGACGUCCCCAUAUCCCCAUCCGCCAUGCAUCUUCUAACCCAAGUCGAACAACAACAACAACAACAACAACAACAGUCGAGUAUACUCCCCGGAUUGAUGAACUUGAAUCUCACACCGCAGAUACUGGGGAAUAUGAUGCAGGACCGACGGGAGAAUGCGGGGGUGUGGGGGUUGAUGGCACAGUUGGGUGGGAUGAGGGUUGGUGGUGCUACAC
Messenger RNA from Fimicolochytrium jonesii, 1142 nucleotides. RefSeq lists its product as uncharacterized. Lineage: Eukaryota; Fungi; Chytridiomycota; Chytridiomycetes; Spizellomycetales; Powellomycetaceae. The record is from RefSeq and is a predicted model, not a curated record. The transcript is spliced from 2 exons. The coding region runs from base 120 to 845 and encodes 241 amino acids.